CCUCGAAACGCGACAAAUUUUUCUACGCUGUUGAUGCUUCAUCACCACGGAAGGCGUGCGCAACAAGGAGGCAAGGCACUGGCGAAUGGUGGCGAUGCUUGUAAGAGGUGCUCGUGAUACUGUGCUGGUGGCAGCACAGCGAAUGUCAGCGCAGCGAGUGGGAGCACAGCGUCGCUGGCUCUCACAGGCGGUGGCUGCGAGAUCCAAGAGGAGGCUCACGGAGUACGAGUACGACGACGCUGAGAUGCUGAGGUCGAGACUGGACACGGAGCCCUACUACGCGAAGAGAGACAAGGAGCAACAGAGGGACCAGGACCCAGGGUACGACGACGAGGCACAGGGUGCCUCGUCGCCGGAUGAGCUCAGGAGGUUCCGUCGGAUCGAGAUCAUCAAGGGCCUGGCUGCUGGUGUUGCCACCAUUGGUGGGCUGAUGGGCGGCUACUCGCUGUACGCCAACUGGCCUAGGCUACAGGCCUGGUGGUACAACACUGGCGAGCUGGGCUUUGACAGCGGUGAGCCCGGCAAGAAGAGGAAGAGAGGUGUUGAGCUGCCCGUGCUGACCAACCAGAACGACUCGUCCGUGCCAGGGUUGUACCUGUGGGGCGAUAACACGGAGUACAUCACGUCGAUGAACAAGAACGCUGUUGAUGUCCGUUUCCCGAUGAGACACGACUGGUUUGAUGGGAAGUACCUGAGCUGCGUGGAGCUGGGAGACACGAGUGCUUUGGCCAUUGAUACUCACGGUGAUUUGAUUCAGUGGGGGAGAGGGUUCAACGGCGGCUCCACGCCAGAGGUCACCAUCAGAGGCGAAGCGCUCAGGUCAGCAAAGUUCUCCAAUGGCAUCAUCUAUGCCUUGAACAAGCACAACGAAGUGUUGAUAAUCCCGGAAAGCAAGGAGAACCAGGCGUCGCUGGCUGGAUUGCAGAGCCGCAACUGGCUGCUACAGAAGGUUGAUAAGCCCUUCACCAAGCUGGCGCUGGCUGGCUUCGACAAAGGCGAGACUGUUCGAUCCUUUGAUGUUGGCAAGUCGCACCUCGUGCUGAUCACUGAUAAAGGUAGGGCCUUCACUUGCGCUACAGGGUUCGAACAGCUGUCCAAGUCCUUUGGACAGUUUGGCAUACCGCAGUUCUCCCACCUCAAGACUCCUCCAAAGCCAAACAAGCUGUACGAGAUUGUGCUGUUGAACCAAGUUGUUCACUACAACUCGAAGAAUAAGAUUGAUCAUGUUGAGAACAGGGUCAUUGAGAAGGUUGCGUGUGGUAAUAACCAUACGAUGGCGCUGGACUCAAACGGCGAGCUCUUCACCUUUGGCCAAAACACAUAUGGCCAGCUGGCACACCCUGUGAGCUAUGAGACAGAGCACAUCUCGUACCCGAAGAAAGUCGACAUCCUGAACAAACACGUCAAGAGAGCCAUGUUCCCGGAGGUGCUGGACAUACACGCUGGUGGCGAUACGAGCUUCUGUGAGGUCAAGCCGGUUCACAUGUACCAGCUGGUGAAGGGCUCAACAUCGCAGAGGCCUCAGGUGGAUGACGAGUCCUUCGUCGUUGGCUUUGGCACCGCAUUGAAGGGCCAGAUCGGUAACGGGCUCUUCAUCCAUGCACAAUUCGACCCUGUCAGGCUUAAGGAGCUAGAGAAGUUCCAGGACUUCAACGAGGCAACUGGUGAAAUGGACCGUAUCCACAUCAAGGAAUGGAGCUCUGGUGAAGAGCACAGCUUUGUCAAGUUGGAUAACAGUGAUGUCCUGUACUGGGGAGCUAAUGACUAUGGCCAAUUGGGCACUGGUAAAAAGAACAGGAUCCCCAAACCAACCUCUCCGCCUUCACUGAUUGAGCCUUCGUUCACAGCAGACACCUACAAGGAUCUAACCUUUGCCAACAGGCUACAACUUUCAGAGAACCAGCAUAUAGUUGCCGGAGCCAAGGCCAGUGCCAUUUAUUACACACCAAAAUAGGCAUAUACACACCAAAAUAGGCAUCUUUGUAAAUAGAUACAACAUCGUUUCAACCAAACCACUUGUAGAAGUAAUAGCACAAGACAAAGAAUACAA
This is a messenger RNA of Williopsis jadinii, 2050 nucleotides long. It is a transcript of the gene FMP25, whose product is annotated as Fmp25p. The transcript has a single exon. The record is from RefSeq and is a predicted model, not a curated record. Gene Ontology annotation, cellular component: mitochondrial inner membrane. Bases 86 to 1954 code for a protein of 622 amino acids. NCBI's taxonomy places the organism in Eukaryota, Fungi, Ascomycota, Saccharomycetes, Phaffomycetales, Wickerhamomycetaceae. Gene Ontology annotation, biological process: mitochondrial respiratory chain complex III assembly.